AUGUCCUCACCGCCAACCUCGCCCCCUGCGGCAAAGCGACAGAGGAUCGAUCCCUCUCUCGAAGCUAUAUCAUCGCCUUCGACAUCCACCCAACAAGUGAAUGGAUACUCCAAUGGUACUUCAUCAGCGCUCGCCGUCAGCUCAGCACCUGAACUACCUGUAGCUUCUACAUCGAAUGUACCACCGAAUGAAAGUGAUGACGACGAAGGAGAGGAACAGGAGAUCAAGCAACAGGAGGAAGAUGAUGAAACUCAUAGAGACAUGUAUCUUGAUACGAUCUCACGACAAAAUCUUGAUUUCGAUUUCGAAAGGUUAUGUUCAAAAUCACUUAGCAACAUCAAUGUAUACGCCUGCUUAGUUUGUGGAAAGUAUUUUCAAGGAAGGGGUAGGGGAAGUUGGGCAUAUCGACAUGCUGUAGGUGAGAACCACAGAGUAUGGCUGAAUCUCAGCACAGAGAAGUUCUACGUUUUACCCGAGGGGUAUCUCGUAUCAGAUCCAUCCUUGAACGAUAUCAUCCACGUCCUAAACCCUCGAUAUACCACAAAAGACCUCGUAAAACUAUCCAAAGGGAAUCAGUUAUCAUAUACGUUAGGAAACCAACCUUACCGACCAGGAUAUAUAGGUAUAAACAAUAUAAAGAAAAAUGACUAUCUUAACGUAAUCAUUCAAUUACUCUUACAUAUUCCACCAAUCCGUAAUUUCUUCUUGGAUCCAAAUACGCCAGAGUUAAAAGAGGAAAGGAAACCCACAGAAUUAGUUAUGCGAUUAGCUGUGUUGGCGAAGAGGUUGUGGAAUCCCAAACUGUUCAAGUCGCAAAUAUCCCCUCACGAGUUUUUACAUGAAGUGAACAAGAGGUCGAAUGGGAAAUUCAAGACGACAGAACAAGGUGAUCCGGUGGAAUUCUUAUCUUGGUUAAUUAAUACCCUUCAUAGGGAUCUGGGUGGAAAUAAGAAGAAAAAUUCAAGUAUCAUAUAUAAAUCUUUCCAAGGUCAGGUCCAGAUCCAAACUCAGCAGGUGAUUAUUCAUAAAGAGUAUUCGAGACCGGUAUUUGAUAUUGGACGAGAUAUCCAAACUAUUACAUCACCCUUCUUAUUCCUCGCUCUGGAUUUACCGGCCACACCGUUAUUUACCGAUGUGAAUGAGAAGAAAAUUAUUCCGCAAGUACCACUAUCGACCAUCCUUGCCAAAUUCGACGGGAAGACUACUCAGGAAUUCGGACCUACAUUGAAAAGGCAUCAUCUUACGAUGCUCCCUCCAUACUUGAUAUUACAUAUCAAACGAUUCACCAAGAAUAAUUUCGUUAGUGAACGAAAUCCGACUAUUGUCAAUUUUCCUCUGAGAGGUGUUGACGUUAGUGAUUAUGUCAAUCCUAAACCUUCUGAUCCUAUGCAUACGCAAUACGAUCUUCUAUCGAACGUUACAUUGGAUACUACAAAGGCCUCGACCGAGACAUCAGGUCUGGGACCAGGUAUAACAGCAAGUAAGAAGAAGAAGAACGGCGAGAAUGAAGAGAAUUCAUUGAUUUGGAAAAUACAUAUAAGAGCGGGUCAAAAUCAGGACACAAAUGGUUCAGCAAAGAUAAAGAAUGAAAAUGAUGGGGAGGAGGAAGAAGAAGGUGAAAAAUGGAUUGAAUUACAGGAUUUAAGAGUAGAAAAGGUUACACCUGAGAUUGUAUUCUUGGGUGAAACUGUUAUACAAGUUUGGGAACGAAGGGAUCUGAGUAGAAUGUAA
Kwoniella botswanensis is the source of this 1731-nucleotide messenger RNA. RefSeq lists its product as uncharacterized. Gene Ontology annotation, molecular function: zinc ion binding; cysteine-type deubiquitinase activity. The coding region runs from base 1 to 1731 and encodes 576 amino acids. The record is from RefSeq and is a predicted model, not a curated record. Gene Ontology annotation, biological process: spliceosomal complex assembly; mRNA processing; protein deubiquitination. NCBI's taxonomy places the organism in Eukaryota, Fungi, Basidiomycota, Tremellomycetes, Tremellales, Cryptococcaceae. The transcript is spliced from 6 exons.